AAAACAUAUACCUCUUACCAUAACCAAAAAAAAAAAACUGCCUUUAUAGAACACUUAAAAGUUCUGAAUUCAUUGAGUUUAUUUCAUAGAACUUAAUUCGAAUGGAUUUUUUCGAGGAUAACAAUCCGUUCGGGGACCAAAGCCCAAGUCGUUUGUCGGAAUCUAAUAAACAUCCAGAAGGGCAAUUAGCAUUUGCAACAGAAAGGAAUCAAAAAGAAAAUGAUGGAAAUAGGGAUUGGAAUCUAAACGUGAGUUUAGAAGAGAAGGAAAGGAAAAUCUCGUUCUUGAAAGAUUUCAAAAUUGAAGAGGAUGAUCUUCCCAAUGCUAUUUUCAUAACAGGCGCCGUAAAAGCAGAACGAGGGGCUCAUGUUGUCUACAAUAUUAAAGUAAAUAAUUCUGAAGUACAGAGACGAUACUCUGAAUUUGCUUCUUUACGGGUGCAAUUCGAAAGAUUAUAUCCUACAUGUCUAGUUCCUGUUUUGCCGGACAAGCAUAAAGUAAUGGAUUAUGUGUUUAAUAUUACAAAAUCUCAGCGGACAAUUCGUUUACUCGAAGAGCGAAAACGAUUGCUCCAAUCCUUUUUAAGAAGAGUUGCAGUACAUCCAAAACUUGGAAAAUCAGAGAUAUUUUACAAGUUUUUGAGCCGACGUGUGUCGUGGAAUGAUGUGUUGCAAUCAGCUCCCAUAAGCUUGCUUCCCAAGGAUUUAUUAAAAGUGAACCCAGAAAAUCCAGCUUCAAAUGAGAAUGUUGAUGCCUAUUUGAAGCUUCCAGUACCUUCUAAAACAUCUCUUCCUGUAGAAUUUUAUGACGAAGAAAGUCAAAACUAUUUGUUACUCGAAGACUCUUUGAAACGGUAUUCCAUAAACCUUCAGGAGCACCUUUCUCGGUUCAACCGCGGUGUUUUUUCAAUUUCUCAAAUGUCUCUAGCCUAUUCUAAUCUAGGGGCGACCUUUAAUGCCCUUUCGUUAUCAGAAUCUGGUGGACUAAUGACCGUUUUGGAAAGUGUUGGACAAGCCAAUGAUCAUACUUGCUUGUCAGGAAUUGAUUUCAUACACGGAAUGGUAGUGGAUGUCAUAGAACCACUUUCUGAGAUUUCCAAAUCCGCGAAGAGUAUGCGACAUAUUAUUAUAUUUCGUCGAAUGAAAUUUAUUCAGAACGUGCUCGUGAAUGAUUUAUUACGACGGAAAAAAGGACUACUUAAACUAUUAGAACGACGAGAACAACAAGCAAGUCGGUUACAACAAGCGAUUCAUGAAAAUAGCGAAGUUUUAGAUGCUGAGACUCGCGAUUUCUUGGAACCUUCGAAUGCUGACCCGCAUUUAGCAUAUAGUUCGGGACAGCAACAAGAUUUCAUAAACAAUCGAGAUCAGCCAUUACUGUCAGAAAACAACGGAAGCUUUGCUCAAACGUUAGAAAACGAACAUGAAGUUGACGAGCAAGUAGAUUCCGAACGCAUCCAAGAAUAUGCACGAGAGUUAGCAAACACGCAUCAUCAACAAGAUGAUGCAACCUCGCUAGAAACUUCUGUCUCUUCAGCUUUACUCCCUCGUACAGUUCGUGAUGUGUUUGAUCAGAUUCGGUAUGCCUUUAAUGGGCUAACCGACAAUAAUGUGGAAACGAAGCGCCACAAUUCCAUGGGGAGGACAUUGGAAAGUGUCCAUCAUUUAGAGAAGAUGGCAGAGCUUACCAGUAAAGGUCUCGAUUUCGUAACUACUUCUGUUGGAUCAGAGUACGAGCGCUAUAAAAUCAUUCACCAAGAGGAUAUGUCAAGGGUUUGCAACAAGAUUGCGGAUCGUCAUAUUGAAUGGGCGGAAAGAAAUAUACGUGCAUGGAAAAAUAUACGGCAGGAUCUGUUUUCCAAUCUCCUCUAAAUCUACAAAGUUGAGUAUUCCUCCCUGAUAUCUGAAAGCUUCGGUGAGUGAUUUUCUAAUAAAGUUUAUCACAUUUCUUAACCUGUACAUGUUAUGUUAUGAAUUUUUACACUUUUAGUUGACUGGUUAUAAUGUUUAUGUUUAGUGCAUGCUUGUUCACUCAUUUGGCUAUUUUUUCGAUCCAAUCUUCAUGAUUCUUAUUAAGUUUUCUCUAAUUUUUAAUGAAUAUUAUAUAAUUUCUAAUUGCAGAAUGUACAUAAUAGCGC
This is a messenger RNA of Schizosaccharomyces cryophilus OY26, 2137 nucleotides long. Its product is annotated as sorting nexin Snx41. The record is from RefSeq and is a predicted model, not a curated record. Gene Ontology annotation, biological process: retrograde transport, endosome to Golgi. The coding region runs from base 102 to 1871 and encodes 589 amino acids. Gene Ontology annotation, molecular function: phosphatidylinositol binding. The transcript has 2 exons. NCBI's taxonomy places the organism in Eukaryota, Fungi, Ascomycota, Schizosaccharomycetes, Schizosaccharomycetales, Schizosaccharomycetaceae.